AUGGAUCAAACUCACCCCGCCAUCCACCUUACUCUGAUUGAGAGAACACUCCGAACACUCCUCCUCGACGUUGCGCAGUACAUACAUGAGAAGGAUCAAAAGAACAAUGACUUCGAUCGGUCCAAGACCGUCUUGCGAUUCACCGGUGGCUGGGUUCGUGACAAGCUCCUCGGGGUUGACAGCCAUGACAUCGAUGUGGGGAUCAGCAACAUGACGGGAUACCAGUUUGGCAAGUUGUUGAAGGAGUACCUCGAUAAAUCAAAGAACCUCGAUAAGUACAAACAAGCUCUUCCCGAUGGACAACGCGACGCGAUUGUAAGCUUGCACAAAAUCGAGGCGAACCCGGAAAAGUCCAAGCAUUUGGAGACAGUGACCACAAAAAUUUUCGGCAUGGAUAUCGAUCUGGUCAACUUGCGCAAAGAAACGUACACAGAAGAUAGCCGAAACCCGCAGAUGGAAUUUGGAACAGCAGUGGAGGAUGCGCUGCGACGAGAUGCUACAAUCAAUGCAUUGUUCUACAACUUGAACGAGUCCCGACUGGAGGAUCUCACGGAGCGCGGUCUGGAGGAUAUAAAGAAGCGAAUUAUUCGCACACCAAUGGACCCAUACCAGACCUUCAAGGACGAUCCCCUUCGGGUGCUUCGCUUGAUUCGGUUCGCAAGCAGGCUUGGAUACCAAAUCGAGGCAGGAACGGAGACUGCAAUGCAAAAUGAGGAUAUCGGCAUCGCAUUGAAGCUCAAGAUCAGCAAAGAGCGUGUCUGGGCCGAGUUGGACAAGAUGCUGCGUGGCCCCGAUCCCUGCAGCGCUUUGCAAUUUAUCGAUCGCCUUGGCCUUUACCCUACCAUUUUCGCCAAUCAUCAAGACGAAGUCCUUGCCGACACCUCGACCUGGUCUAUUGGCUACAACGCGCUGGCGCGCUUCUUGCAUUCGACCGAGGGCGGGGAAGAGGUCCAACUCGUGACAGACCGUCUCCGCCAGAUUCUCUUACGCGACGUGACUAGCACGUAUUAUGCUUGGAUUAUCGCGACCUUUGCUCCCUGGUGCUCGGUACCGAAGCGAGAAGGACUCGACCGUAAAAAUAGAUCCUUCCCUGAACGUGCAGUCGAGGUUGCCAGAGAAAGCCUCCGCUCCGAUAACAAAACCCUUACCCUUCUUCGCGAUGGAGCCGCACACUACAAAGACAUCAUCAAGUGGAAGUCCGACCUGCUCGCAAACAAGAUCAAGGGUACGCCCGCAGAAAUCCGACAGAAGGUCGGACUGCAGAUUCGGACUUGGAGCAAGGAUUGGAAGCUGUGUGUAGUUCUGGCCAUGCUUCAAGAAGUCAUGCAAGGCCGCGACUUUGCUGCAGGUAAGACAACCGUGUUCACUCACAUUGAUUAUUACUGA
This is a messenger RNA of Penicillium atrosanguineum, 1386 nucleotides long. Its product is annotated as tRNA adenylyltransferase. Gene Ontology annotation, biological process: tRNA 3'-terminal CCA addition. The transcript is spliced from 2 exons. Gene Ontology annotation, molecular function: RNA binding; ATP:3'-cytidine-cytidine-tRNA adenylyltransferase activity. The record is from RefSeq and is a predicted model, not a curated record. Lineage: Eukaryota; Fungi; Ascomycota; Eurotiomycetes; Eurotiales; Aspergillaceae. The coding region runs from base 1 to 1386 and encodes 461 amino acids.